AUAGCAAAUAUCCUGUCCUAUUGUUGAGCUCUCCCUCCCUCCUCUUCUUCCUCCUCCCUCCUCCUUUCCUCAGCUAGCUCAGCCACCCAACCAGACCAGUUUGCAAACCUGACGCACAUAUAUAGGCCUAGAAGAUUCAGAUCUCAAGGUACCUAAUAAUUAAGCACCCUCUGAUUCUGCAUUAGUCUGGCUCCCAAUCCACUCUCUCUCUCUCUCUCUCUCUCUCUCUCUCUCUCUCUCUCUCUCUCUCUCUCUCUCUCUCUCUCUCUCUCUCUCUCUCUCUCUCUCUCUCUCGAUCAUCAUCUGUCUCUAUAAGCAAGAGCGCGCUAGCUACUCAAGCACAUACACGAGCUAGAUGGUCCAUUCCUUGCAAUGCAGCAGUGCUCACACGCCCUUGCGGCCUCUCUUCUUCUCCAUCCUCCUCCUCAUCCUCACCUCCUCCAUGGAGGCAGCAUCCUCAGAUGCCAGGAGACUGCCGCUGAGGCUACUCGAGGUCGGCGCCAGCAAGGAUGAGGAGGUAGCAAUCAGGGGCGAGAUGAGAGGGCGGCGGGCUCUGAUCGGGUCGAGGCCGCCGAGGUGCGAGAGGGUGUGCAUGUCCUGCGGCCACUGUGAGGCGGUGCAGGUGCCCAUCGUGCCGCAGGAUCGCCGUCAGAAGAGAGCCGCCGCCGUCGGCGCCGCCAUGUUCAGCUACAGGGUGGACGGCAUCACCAACUACAAGCCGCUCAGCUGGAAAUGCAGGUGUGGAGGCACCAUCCUGGAUCCAUGAGCAAGAACAACUCUUCUCUCUCUCUGCUCAUCCAUUGCUCGCCAUUUCUGUGCAGAAAAUGUAAAAAAACCACUUCUUUCUUUCUUUCCUCCUGUUCAUCCUCUUCUUCUGGUUUGGUUCUUCCACCUCUCCCCCACAUCGAUUGCUCCCUUAAAUUUGUUCCAGUGAGGUUGAAGAUGGGGGGAGAUCGAUUCAGAUUAUUUGGACCUGCAAAUCAAAUCAAAUCAAACUUGUUGUACAGUCCA
Messenger RNA from Panicum hallii, 1011 nucleotides. Its product is annotated as EPIDERMAL PATTERNING FACTOR-like protein 2. The transcript is spliced from 3 exons. Gene Ontology annotation, biological process: guard cell differentiation; stomatal complex development. Bases 356 to 766 code for a protein of 136 amino acids. Lineage: Eukaryota; Viridiplantae; Streptophyta; Magnoliopsida; Poales; Poaceae. The record is from RefSeq and is a predicted model, not a curated record.